AAAUUCCAUCACACAAUGUCGAGUUCUGUUGAUUUUUAGUAAUAAUUUAGUGUAAUUUAACUUAAAAAUACUCAAAAAAGACCAAAGAACGCGGAAAAUGUUAAAACAAGAGAACUUGGCUGCCAAUUUAUACGGAUUACUUGCACAAAAGCAAAAAGUGCACGCAAUUGAAUGGCGAAUUCUGGGACAAGAACAGGACGGUUCCUUAUUGGCAUCAUGGGUCACCAAAGGCUCCGACAAGCAAUUUAGCAACAUUGGGCACUAUAAUGUGAAGGAAAAGUCCUUUGAUGUCCUUUUUUCCUUCGAAAAACGGGAAAAUAUCGUGCAAGCAACUGUAAAUCAGUCAAAAACUCUGCUUGUUUUCGUCAUAAAAGACCAAAUCGGGAGCGAAACGAACAAAUUUACGUACAAAGCGACGUUAACGGAGAUUAACAAUGCCAACCCAAAGCCGCCGAUGGUCCUGCAGGAACGCAGUUGCAAGCAAAUCAUGACACAAUUCUUGUGGGGCAAGGCAGGAACGUUCGCCAAAAAGAAUCAAGAUCGAUUUUUGUUGAUGGUGCAUGAGGAAAAUGUCCUUUUGUUCACGGCAACGUUCAAAAAAAGUGACAAAGUACUCGAGGAACAGCUCAAGGACGAUAGAUUGCGUACAGAUCGUAUCGAUUAUACUCGCCCGGAUGGCUGGCACAUGGAUCAGAACCUUUUACGCAAGGAAACAAUCGUUCGGAACUUUUCUUGGGCGCAAUUUGAUCCGCAAAUUCAAGCGUUGUACUACAUUCACGUAAAACAACCGACAAAAUCGCUCUUUGACCUUGGCGAUUCGUCAAAUAACGCAUCUGCGACACCAAAUGUGACGCCAACGCUCUCCGCAUUGCAGUUUCAUGACGAUUUACCGACAGAAACGGUGCUGAAUAUCCCUUUAAACUUGCCGAAAAUCCCAAAUUCCGCGGAUGAGUGUUACGAGGACGACACAAUUCCAUUGCGAGUUCACGAUUCUUCGUUAAAUCUGAUAAUCGUGAGUGACGAAAGCGGUAUGAUCUUCGUGUGUCACUAUUAUUUGUACCAACCGAUCAAGCAGGCGGAUGAGGAUUCGUCGAAAAGUGGCGUGGAUGACGUGCAUUUUGCGUAUUCCGUGACAACUUUGCACCAUGGAUGCGUGAUUCACUGCGUUAUUCCGGGAAUUCCGUGGGAAAAGGCUCGAAUUAUGAAGCCGACGUUCACGUUGCAUGGCGAUCAUCACAUGUUGGUGUUCCAAUCGGACCUUUUUAUGCAUUUACUUGAUGUGGGGUUGAGUCAUGAGCCUUGUUGUCAUCUUGUUUGCCCGCCGUUCACGCGACAUUCGGUUUCGCAUCUCGUUCCGGUCUUCAAGGCGAAUAAUAUUGCCUUUGAUACGGCGACUCUUGACUUAAUUUCCAUCAAAAUCCCAAAAGCGCAUCUAAUUGAAGCCUUUCGGAACGACACUUCGCUGGAUAAUCGUCUCAGUAUCGUGCAUUAUUUCCUUGCGCACAGCAAUGACAUCGAUAUUUUCUCGGAAUUGUUGAAUAUUAUCAUGGAGCGUCCUUUAAGUUUGGAUACGGUGCCACUUUUGAAGGAAGCUCUCAUCUCCGGUGCUUAUUCUUCAAGCAAAAAGGGACUUCCGACAGAUGCUUUGGCACUUUUGACCCUUUUACCGCUCACAACGUCGAAUAUUUCGAAGCCCUUGCAUGCAAAAGUGCUCAAUUUAAGCGUCGGACUGUCACACGAGACGCUCCAUAACACAACAAUGAUGCUUUUAUCGCCCCAGCAACGCCUCUCGCCAUACCGCACGGAUCUCUGGACCAAAUGUUACGAGAAAUUGAACGAAAAUAAGGACUGGAAACGCUUCGUGCCCGAUCAAGUAACGGAAAAAUUGAUGUAUUCUCUUGUGGCGUACCAGCCAGAAGCACUUUCGCGAUGCACGACACCCAUGUCGCCCAGUACUCAGUUUGUGGGAGCGAGUUUUUCGGAUUUGGCAACGAUUUCUGCGUGUACCAGUUCAAAUAAUAAUGCGACACGGCGGAAUCCGUAUGAUGCACUGCCAUUUUUGGAAAUUGAGACGUGUACGGCGAGUAAACAGGAACAUGUGAUUUCGGUUAAUUUGAGGGAACUCAGCAUGCAUCUCGUGAAAUACAGCGUGAAACAGGUUACGGGCUUCCGUUGGUUGAAAGACUCAUUUUUGGAUCGGAAUCCGGCGCCGACUCAUGUGCAUGCGGUUGCCACGAGAUAUGCGACGGCACAAUUGGAGUUGUCGAGAGCACUUUGUACGUUGAUUUGUCGGUCGGCAGGGGUUGAUGCGAGAGUUGAGCAGGACAGAGGAUUCACUUUGAUUGACAAACUACCCUCACAACAACAAUUCAUCUUAUUCGCGAUGCUCGAGAGAUAUUGCUUGGCUGUGGAUUCGCUCGCAUUUCCACUUCCUCAAGGCUUUGCUUCAUUCUUCAGUUACUUAGGAUAUCGCGCACAAUCCUUCGACAUGUUUUUGGACUACGUUCAUCGUCAUGUCUUCGAGCUACAAAUUGAUGUCAUGAAGCAAAUUAUGCAAGACAUUCCCGAUACCAAAGAAGGAGUCAAACAAAAAUUGAGUCUCCUCUCAACUUUACCACGUUCCCGUGCCAAACGUCUCUUGAACAACUGGAAUCACCCCCAAAGCUUGAUCUUGCGUGGUCGAGAUCACGCCUCGUCGAUCCUCUCCGGUAAUCCCGUGCAUCCGAAAUCAUCCGCAAAACGUCGUGUCGAGUCCUUAGUUGUUAAUAUUUGUCCAUGUCUGUCACGGAACAAGACUGAAACGACAUUAAGUACCAAAGAAUGUUCCAAAUUAUACAAAAUAUUGUGUAUAAACACUGAAAAUGCUGAAUUUCAAGCGAAUUGUGGACCUGAAGAGGAUAAAAAUGGUCAAAAAUGUCUUCCUGCUGUCCAUUUUAUCAUUACUGGGUUAGCGUUCAUCCUCAUUGGCACACUUGGUGCUUUGUUCUACGUUUAUUUUGAAGAUGUUAAAGGCGUCCUUCAAAGAAAUCAUUGAAAUUUAUCAUGAAAUUGUCAUUAGUUUAAGCGAAAAAAGUGAUAUUUAGGCCUGUGGCUGUGAAAAAAUUUUUUUUACAAGGAAAUUUUGUAUGUUGAAUUUAAAAAUAUCUCGAAAA
This is a messenger RNA of Culicoides brevitarsis, 3152 nucleotides long. It is a transcript of the gene pigeon, whose product is annotated as protein pigeon. The coding region runs from base 98 to 3034 and encodes 978 amino acids. Gene Ontology annotation, cellular component: trans-Golgi network. Gene Ontology annotation, biological process: positive regulation of amyloid-beta formation. The transcript is spliced from 5 exons. NCBI's taxonomy places the organism in Eukaryota, Metazoa, Arthropoda, Insecta, Diptera, Ceratopogonidae. The record is from RefSeq and is a predicted model, not a curated record.